AAUAAUAAUAAUAAAUAAAGAAGAAGAAAAAAACGCUAAAAGAGAGGAGGUGGAGGAGGCGAAUUGAGUUUGGGUUUGGGAAAGGUAGAGCAAGAGGAUGGUGGUGAGGCAAAGAGCAGUGUCUGCACUUCCAACUCUCAUACGCACUCUCCGCAAAGAACCGUUAAAGCCUCACAACAACCAUGUUAAUCCCUUGCCCUCUCUUCGACGCUCUUUCUCUCUCUACGAUCAGAUCAACCUCAUCGAUCAAGUCCCCGAGGACCAGCUCCGAUUUCAAGGGUAUAAUGAUACGGGGUUUACUGUAAAUGGGGUUGAAUAUGAAGGAAGUUUGCUUUGCGUUGGAAAUUUGCUCAUGUCUUGGAAACCUAAGAAGUUUUCAGAGAUCACUUCUGAUAGCUUGUCACUCUUCCAAAUUGUUCGCCCUAUUCCAGAGAUUUUGAUUCUUGGCUGUGGAAGGAACAUUCAGUUUGUAGAUCCUGAAGUUAGACGGUUUAUUCGGUCUACUGGCAUUAAGUUAGAGGCUGUUGACUCGAGGAAUGCAGCAUCAACUUACAACAUACUGAAUGAAGAAGGUCGAGUUGUGGCUGCUGCGCUUCUUCCAUAUGGAGUAUUUUCAUGAAGCUUGGACCUGUAUUCUUAGUAGCCACCAAUUGCUGCAGAGAUGUUCACAUCCAUGCCACUAAGGAUCUUAACCCAAGUCCUUGGACAUGGUUUGAUUUUCCAUUUAGAAAGUUUUGACAUAGCAAUAGCACAAUGUGAAUUAAACUCAAGUGAGUCAUUGCUGCAGUUUUCAAAUGUAAUAAGGAGAAUUAUAAUGUAUAGACUGCUGUUAACCCCAGCAAAGUUUGACUCUAAUUACUACUUGUUUGGUUUUAAUGCUAUUUCACUUUGUUAUAGUUGAAAAAGAAACAUUGUAGAUUAUAUGUUUUGGGUGAUGCUGCAGAAAUCACGAGUUUGUUCCCUGUAUGAAACUUAGGUGAAGUAUUAUAUAUAUUUUGACAAGUAAAUAGUCAUUUUAGUUCUUGAA
Molecule: messenger RNA, 1027 nt
Organism: Cajanus cajan (pigeon pea)
Lineage: Eukaryota; Viridiplantae; Streptophyta; Magnoliopsida; Fabales; Fabaceae
Product: NADH dehydrogenase ubiquinone 1 alpha subcomplex assembly factor-like protein (DUF498/DUF598)
Biological process (GO): mitochondrial respiratory chain complex I assembly
Cellular component (GO): mitochondrial inner membrane
Source: RefSeq, a predicted model, not a curated record